GGAAUCAGCUGGGCCAAUCACAGAGUGCGGGAGGCGGCGAGCUGGGCGGGAUGUGGUUGUCCAAAGAAGUUGGGUGGCAGCCGUUUGGCCCGCAGUUAUCUCCUCGGUCGCUCUGCUGGUUUGUUGCUUCAGAGGCCGGGGAGGAACGGGAGGGGGGACGUGGAUGAUGAGAGGGGCAUCAAACUGAUGUCGGAGGGGCCAUUCCAAGAUGGCGGCGGCGCUCACUGAGGAUCAGCGUUAUGGACUGUCGUGUGGGAAAGCGAACUCCGGCAAAAUCACCGUCUUUCACGUUAAGUUGACAGAGACAGCCUUCCGAGCGCUGGAAGCCUUUCAGAUUUCAAAGAAUUCAUCUAUUCCCCAACCAACAAUCCAGUUCCAAGGACUUCAGGGGUUAAUAAAGAUUCCAAGAACAGAUGCCCGAAACGAAGUGCGAAAUUUUGACUUUUAUGUAUCCAAUGUUGGAAAAGAUAACCCUCAGGGAAGUUUUGACUGUGUCCAGCAGUAUGUCUCCAGCAAUGGAGUUUCAGAACUGGACUGCUUUGGAAGCAUACAGGAUAAAAUCACAAUAUGUGCAACGAAUGAUUCUUAUCAGAUAACACGAGAGCGCAUGACUCAAGCAGAAGAGGAAACCCGUAGUCGAAGUACCAAAGUUAUUAAACCUGGUGGCCGAUAUGUAGGUAAACGAGUGCAGAUUCGUAAACCAGCACCAGGCAUCCCAGAUGCUGUACCUGAACGGAAACGGUCAACUCCCAUUAAUCCUGCAAGUACAAUAAGGAAGUGCAAUAUAAACAACAGUGUUUCCCAACGAUCUUAUAGGGAUAGGGUAAUCCACUUAUUGGUACUAAAACCCUUCAAGAAACCAGAACUUCUGGCCCGAUUGCAGAAAGAUGGUGUUAGUCAGAAAGACAAGAACUCUCUCGGACCAAUUCUACAACAGGUGGCUAAUAUAAACCCAAAAGACAACUCCUAUACUGUGAAGGAUUUUGUGUAUAAGGAGGUUCAGCGGGACUGGCCUGGUUACUCGGAAGAGGAUCGGCAAUUGUUUGACAGAGUGGUUUCCAGAAAAUUAUCCCAGCUGCAGAAUUCGAAUAGCCAUCAAGCAGACCCUGUUCCAUCAAGCUCCCCUAAAGAUAGAGGAUCCACAUCUCCACCAGAGAAGCGAUCUCUGCCUUCAGAUUUCAUUGACCCACUAGCAAGCAAGAAGCCUCGAAUAUCUCACCUUACUAAUCGUGUGCAGCCAACACUUAAUGGUCAUUUAAAUCCCUCCAGUGAGAAAACUGUUGUUAUUUCUACUCCGGUCGCUCCUCCUCAUCCCCCUCCUCCUGCACCACCACCUGUGCCACUUCCAGGUUCUAUUGCUCACACUGUGAAUUCUAACUCCAAUUCCCCAUGCACACCUGAAGGAAGGGGAACUCAAGAUCUGCCAGUUGAUGCUAUUGGUCAAACUGGUGAAGGUUAUGAGGACCAGCAAGAAAAGCUUACCUCUAGGACUACAGUGGAAAGUCCACCACACCAACUGGAGUGCUCAGAAGUCAUCAGCAAAGACUGUUCUUCCCAUGGAAAGUCAAAAAAGAAAGCCAAAAAACAUAAAGACAAGGAAAGAGAAAAAGAGAAAAAGAAUAAGGAGAAGAAUGAGGAGGUUGGCGAAGAAUACAGAAAUGAAUUCGAGGAACAAAAACCCAUUAAAGAAAAAGAUGCCAAUUCUGAUUCAGGAAUGAAUAGGAAGUGCACUGGUUCCAGCAAUCCUACAUUACCAGCCAAAAAGCCUGAUUACUUGAUCAAAUAUGCAGCCAUUAUGUCACAUGAGCAGAGACAAAACUACAAAGAUGACUUUAAUGCAGAGUAUGGUGAAUACCGAAACCUGCAUGCCAGGUUAGAGAGGGUGACCAAGCGAUUUUUGCAGCUGGAUGCAGAACGAAAGCGUCUUUCUCCUGACACUGAAGAGUAUAAGAUCUCCACUUGUUUGCAGAUUAUCGAUGAGGAAGUUUUGCAAGAGUACUGGAAAAUUACAAAGAAUAGUCCCAAUUACCAUGAAGAGAAACAUAGAUGUGAAUACCUGCAUAACAAACUGGCUCACAUUAAGAGACUAAUAGCAGACUAUGACAAGCAACAGCUACAAUCGUGGCAUUAGAACUCACUGGACAGUUUGCAAUAUUCUUCUAUGAUCAGAAGGAGAUGUGUAAUAACAUUAAAAGCUAAUAUAUUUUGAAUUUUGGAAAACAUUUAUUCUAGGAAUGGUGUCAAGAGAUUUCUGAAAGUUUUCAGAAGUUUCAUGAUUUGAUUUGAAUUCUGUUACUUCCCUGAACACCUGUGCUGCCCCCACCCUCCACCCGUUUCUUUUAAAUUGAUGCUCUUAGCUUUAGAACCUCCAUCUUCCUUUUUACUCUUAUACCAAUAUGUUUUUGUUUAUCCAUACUGAUCAUAUUAGACUCAGUACUUGGGCUGUCCUGAUUUGAUUUCUGCAUUAACAAUUGAUAGCACUAACAAGAAACUAUAUGUGACAGUUGAAUAAACAAAGGUAUGUGGUCCUUGCUACACUCUGCUAAUUUAAACAGUUUGCCUUAAGUGGUUGAAUGUUCCUAAGGCAAUUUGCACAAAUAGUUUUCAAAAAAGUAUUCAUAGAAAUGUUAAAAGAUGUGGAAAAGUAUGACAAGCACUACAAACUGCCUAUAAUUCUUUACACUGUGCUGCAAUUUCAAACCAUAUGCUAAAAAUGCAAACAAAGUCAACUCCUGUGCCCCUUGCCUUAAGGUGUUUCCUUAUGUACACUUAGUAGAGUGACCAUUAGUUACACAUAGCUUCCUUCUAUCCUGUACAAUUGGGAAGCUAACUGUGACCUACCCAAUAUGUGCAUGUGUGAGUGAGAGUGCCUGUGUAAAUGUGUGUAAAUGUAGUAUACAUCUUGAGGGGGAAGAGACUAAGCUGCUUUCUGUAGCCAAAUGCUCAGGACAAAACAACUGAUGAGUGUUAUCGUAGGUAUUUUACUAUAAGUGUACUACUUCCUCCAUGGAAAUGAAAGCCUUUCCAUUUCAAGUGAUUUAUCAGCUUUAUUAACAUGGAAGUGUUGCUACUGUGCAAAAUUUGAAAGAGAUCUUAUAGUUUUGGGGAAAUUAAGAAACUAACCUUCAUGUAGGAGACUUAUUUGUAUACUACUAAAGUAUUUUUGAAAACAAAUUAUAUACAAAGAAGCAGUCGCCUGCAUGUAUGAGUUUAUUUAAAAUUUAUUCUCCUGCGUGCCAGGAAUAUAACUGAAAACAGAUGUAUUUAAUUAUACUGUGACCAUCGAACAGCACAAUGAAAUCAUUUGAAUUUAUAAUGUGUCUCUGUACUUAAACCAGUGCAUUGCAUUUCAGUUGGUAUAAUACCUAUUGAUAUGGUAGUUAAUUUAUCAUGUGGGAACAUUAAGUUAUUUGGUUGGAAGAUGCAAGGUUUUGGAUAAAUAUUAAGACUAAUAAUCUAUGUAAUUUUUUUGUCUUUUCAAAAUGCUGCCAAGUGAAAAGGGAAGCAUAAUGUUUACAAAUGAGUGUUGGAAAGUUUGCCAAAUUGUUUGGUUGAAUCUUCAAUAAAUUCCUGUGUCUCCAGCUUCAGUCCAAAUGCUGGUAUCUUAACCAUGCUAUAAACCAUGAAACUUGCUCUUUGUAUCUCAGACUAAUGUUAAUCAUUAUAGUUUAGGUGUUAAAAAGGGUGAGUCAAAAUGUUUAAAUUUUCAUGGUGUUUUUAUGGUAUAAGUCACUGGAAUGGGAUCGACCAAGGACUAUAAACUUGAUUCACACUUCACAAUUAUUUUAUGUUGGUGCUUUACCAGUUAUUCCCAUCUUUAUAAAGGUACCUUAUUAAGCCAAGAUUGUUUUAAUCAAAUACCCUUAGUUAUUGCAUUAAUGACAUUUGCAGUGAUAAUUUGUGGAUGUUUUAAAUUAGUGUUUCACUUUUUUUGAGUUGUUUAGGUUUAUCUAAAAAGAAUUUCUGUUGACUAGAGAUCUGUCCACACUGGUAAAUUCUGUGCAUCAAUAAUAUUGGAUAGUAUUUGACAUCAAUGUAAUUUACAAAAAUUAGAUUCCAUUUAUGGCAUUUUGAUUCGUAUACCUCAUCCAGUCUUAAAAUUCAGUGAUAUUACUCAUUUGUAUUAGAUAUGAACAUGCUCGGAUGCAGCAAAACAUUCACCUAUUGCAACACCGUAACUUUUCAAGCUUUCUGGAAUGCCAUGAAGCCAUCUGAUCUAGAAUUGACAUUGUAAAAAUAUACAUCUGCUUAAUUGUAUUAGAAAUCUAAUGUAAGACUUUUGGGAUUUCCUAUUUUGCAGUCACUGGAUAUAUGUCCACUUUGAAACCAUUCCACUGCAUAGCUAGCAUAUACCUAAAGAUUAAUUUUGAUGUGCAUUAUUCAUUAAAGACUUCUUUAAUUUUUGUAAUGGUACUCUGGUACAAACUCUUUCUAGUUUUGUCUCCUUGCCCAAAUAAUAACACCUUUAAUUGGCAUACAUUUGCUAGUAGUUAUAAUGUAGCCACUAGGAAUAAGUGCCAAAUCAAAAUGGAGAAAUUUAAUUUUUGGAAGUGCCUAUCACUUUACAAUAGUAAGUGCUACUGAGCUGCCUUUUGUUGUUGCUUUAUUUUGUAGAAACCUAGUGGAGUCAUUGUGGCCUCACAGUAGGGAAUGUAUAUGCCAGAUCAGUGGUAGUUUGCUUCAGAAAAGAAUGGUGUAUUGGAGGUUUGUCCUAUAACCCAGAUCCUUUUCAUACAUGAAACUGAUUUAUUUCACCAGUUCCAUCAAUGCUAAAGAAUGGUCAUAAAGUCAACACUUUAUAUAUGUUCCUUAGUGUAAUUAAAAUUGUUUUUCAGGCUAAGGAGUUUGAUCUGGCAUACUAAAUAUGCAUUCUAGUACAUGGUGGUUUAGGGAAAGACAUUUUUGUCUUUAGCAUAGUCUUGAAGUUUUGACUUUGUAUUUAGAGGAUCUAAAUUUUGAACCAAAGCCCUAUUCAAACCUGAAGCCAGAAAGUACUUGAAUACUUAUUACUUAGUAACUACACUAAACUUUGACUUCAGAAAAAACCGUUAGCUUUAAGAAUCGCACUGCAUAAAUGCCUAAGACCAGUAGAACUUUAUGACGCAGUUUCAGAGUAGUUAUAACAAUUUUUUAAAAAGUUGAUUUAAUUUGCAAGCAGUUUACACCAAAGCUGCCUACAUUAACAUGUUGUGCAGUACCUGCUGUACUUUGAGCAAGAACAUAAUAAAAAAAUCUUCCUUAAUUAUUCAGUUUUGUAAGCUUAAAGUGAUCAGUGCUUUAAAAACAAGCAGUACAGUGGUAUGAAUAUUUGUUUUCUAUACUAUCCGAUUCAUGUAAUUAUUGGAAAGGUGUCCAGUUGUAUUGUAAAAAAUGAUGUACUCAUGGCUUUGUUGAAGCAAACAUUUACUGUUGCAGGUAUCUGGUUUAUAGCCAAGGUGUUGCAUUCAUUGAAGUUGCUGUUAUCAGAGGUCCAGUUUUAUAAUUUAUAUGUAAAAAAUUGAUUGUGGUCGCUACAUUUUUAUAUAUGAAAAAUGCAAUCAAAAUUUUUCAUUUAACUGGCAAAUGGAAAUUAUUCCAAAUAUGCCCAAUUCUGAGAAAUGAAUGACAAUUUGUGAUCGGUUUAAUCUAAGUGCAACUGUUUUCAACAAUCGUUGCAAAUUGCAAAUUAAUCAGGAAAAAGGCUUUGCAUUUAACAAUAGUUUCUCUCCUAAUCCAAAAUAUUGAUAGCUACUCCAGAAACAGAGUAACAAACACUAGUCUUAGCAUAAAUAUAUCACAGUAUUAAAUUCUAAGCUGUUAAUUCAUUUGCUAGCAACUUCGGGUGUUUUUAUUGGAUUACUAGUAAAGUGAAACUUAAUUCCUGGUAAAACAAUGUUGGGAAAAAUGUUAUUUUUCUCUCCAUUCUUGUAUUGUUGCCCUUUUAAUAUCUAUCGUUCCUACAAUUUUGGUAUUAAGGUGUGCCAAAUGGAUCGGUUUUUGCCUCAAUACUUUAAAGUCUUUAGAUUGCUAGUUUAAUUGUUUCUCUUCCUCAUGUCCUUGAUCGAUGCAGUUGAAGCCAGCAGUUUGAAUUUUUUUGGAAAGAUAUGGAAUAGUAUUCACUACAGAUGACAAAGAAUGGAAGGAAUUAAAACAUGACUGGAAUAAGUUAUAUUCUCAGCCUCUUAGCUGUUGUGAAUGUCUUGAUUUCUAAGUUACACAGUAAAUCUUACCAUCUAGUUUGGACCAUUGAAACUGGAAAUGCCGCAGGAGUGUUUUCGCUAAUGAAAAUACAACAUAAUAUUUGAGCCACAAUGCCUCCAUUCCACAUGUAAUGUAAGCUGUUUAUUUAAAUUACAUUAAAAUAUUGACUUUG
Molecule: messenger RNA, 6352 nt
Organism: Carcharodon carcharias (great white shark)
Lineage: Eukaryota; Metazoa; Chordata; Chondrichthyes; Lamniformes; Lamnidae
Gene: ell2
Product: elongation factor for RNA polymerase II 2
Exons: 12
Coding region: 209-2131 (640 amino acids)
Biological process (GO): positive regulation of transcription elongation by RNA polymerase II; snRNA transcription by RNA polymerase II; transcription elongation by RNA polymerase II
Cellular component (GO): transcription elongation factor complex
Molecular function (GO): cis-regulatory region sequence-specific DNA binding
Source: RefSeq, a predicted model, not a curated record